ACCUGAAACUUCUAGCGUCGCAAUGAUCACUAUAACUUACCCCGCCAUGCCGGUGAAUACCCGUUCGAAAUCCGUCUUGAGCUCUUUUACUAUUCUCUAUCACUUCACUAUAUAGCUACGUAUUAAUCGAGGCUCCAUCAAAAAAUACUCAUUAUUCCUCAACAAACUUGCGACUGGAAUUAGCUCCCAAUCAUGUCUGCGACUCAAACCCCUCUCAAGAUUGGAUACGUCCCUGAGCACUUCUCUACCCCUCUUCACUUUGCGCAAAAGCAUUUCGGUCUAGAAGCCGAAUUGAUGCCAUUCCCAUCUGGCACUGGGCAUAUGAUUACAUCUAUACGUUCGGGAGAAAUCGAUGUAGGUAUUGGUCUCACUGAAGGCUGGGUAGCUGGAUUGGGGAAAUCUGAUGUGGAAGGAGAUGGAGGAUAUAGAAUUGUCGGGACAUAUGUUGAAACGCCAUUGUGCUGGGCGAUCUCGACCGGCGCAAACAGACCAUUGAAUAGCAUCGCACAUCUGAAGAACGGCAAGAUUGGAGUCUCAAGAAUCGGGAGCGGGAGCUAUGUGAUGGGAUUUGUUCUUGCAGAUGAGCAAGGUUGGCUCAACGAAAGUCAAUCGUCAGAGGAACCAUUCGAGGUCGUUCCUUUACAAACGUUCGAGAAACUGCGCAACGGUGUGAACGAUAGCACAGUGGAUUUCUUCAUGUGGGAACAUUUUACCUCCAAACGAUACUACGACAAUGGAGAGAUCAAGCGUAUCGGGGAAAUAUAUACACCAUGGAGCAGCUGGAAAAUUGUUGCCAGCACAAAAGUCCUUCAAAGCACAGAAGAUAAGAGGUUGGACGAUUUGUUUGAGAAAAUCGACAAGGGAGUUAGAUAUUUCGAGAAGAACCAGGCUGAGGCUGUGAAAUAUAUCAGCACUUCGUUGGAUUACAGCGAGGAGGAUGCAAAUGAAUGGUUGAAGACGGUCAGAUUUGCAAGUGCCACAAAGAACGUAGAUUUAGCGGUUAUCCAGAAGACUGUGGCUACUUUGCAGAAGGCCAAAGUGCUAGGAGAUGAUGGCAUGUCAGCAGAACAGAUGAUUGCUCAAUAAACUUGAGCAUAGAUUGUUUGGGGAUUUGUUUCUAGUAAAGAAAUGAGUUAAUGGUUAUCACUACUACCCAUCACCAAAAUCACAUUGCUGCAAGGUUAUAGGACGACAGCUAUGUAAUGAACUUGUGUCUCCUUACAAGCUGUCAUACUUUCACUUACCAUCUUUUAUCUUUAUAAGCUGCGCCACUUGGGAAAGUGCUGAGAAUGCUAUGCAAGACUCAAGAACAUCUGUUUUACUUGUCUAAGCUCGAC
This is a messenger RNA of Botrytis deweyae, 1337 nucleotides long. RefSeq lists its product as uncharacterized. Bases 193 to 1086 code for a protein of 297 amino acids. The record is from RefSeq and is a predicted model, not a curated record. The transcript is spliced from 2 exons. Lineage: Eukaryota; Fungi; Ascomycota; Leotiomycetes; Helotiales; Sclerotiniaceae.